GACGCACAGCACCUCCUUCUGGACACAGGCAGCAGCCACACUCGCCACACGGCCUCCUCCUGCUCCUCCUCUCAGGAUGGAAGAAAGCCUCCUCCUGUUCCUCCUCCUCCUUCUCUCAGGACGAAGCCCCACAGCCUCCCAGUCCUUCUUUGUGCCGCGUGUCAGGGAGGAGGAUGCGGGGGCUGCACAGAGGUCUCUGGGGCCUCCUAGUCCUCGUCGUCUUCUUAUUGUUUCCUUGGGGUUCCUGGGCCCAGUUCGAGCGCUACAGCUUCCGCAGCUUCCCUCGGGACGAGCUGAUGCCCCUGGAGUCGGCCUACCGCUACGGCCUGGACCAAUACACGCAGGAGAAGUGGGCCGAGAGCGUGGGCUACUUGGAGGUCAGCCUCCGGCUCCACCGCCUCCUCCGGGACAGCGAGGCCUUCUGCCACCUCAACUGCAGCCAUGCCGGGGUUACCGAGGAGGAUCAGGAUCAGGAGGAGGGCCGCUUCUUGGGCUUCCCCGAGCUGAGCUUCUUUGCGGGCCUCCUCCGCCGGGCGCAGUGCCUCAAGCGCUGCAAGCAGGGCCUCCCGGCCUUCCGACAGUCCCAGCCCAGCCGCGAGGUCUUGGACGAGUUCCAACGCCGGGAGCCCUACAAGUUCCUCCAGUUCGCCUACUUUAAGGCAAAUAACCUUCCGAAAGCCAUUGCAGCAGCGCACACGUUUCUUCUGAAGCAUCCUGACGACGAGAUGAUGCAAAGGAAUAUGGCGUACUACAAAAGCAUGCCCAAUGCUGAAGACUAUAUUAAAGAUUUAGAAACAAAAUCAUAUGAGAAUCUUUUUGUCAGGGCGGUAAGAGCAUAUAAUGGAGAAAACUGGAAGACUUCCAUCACAGAUAUGGAACUGGCACUCCCCGAUUUCUACAAAGCCUAUGAUGAUUGCAUUGCUGCUUGUGAAGGCCCCCGGGAGAUCAAAGAUUUUAAAGAGUUUUAUCUGUCUAUAGCAGAUCAUUACACUGAAGUUCUAGAGUGCAAACUGAAGUGUGAAAUUGAUCUGACACCUGUCAUAGGAGGCUACGUUGUGGAGAAAUUUGUGGCGACUAUGUACCACUAUUUACAGUUUGCUUAUUAUAAAUUGAAUGAUUUAAAGAAUGCAGCACCAUGCGUUGCCAGCUAUAUGCUCUUUGACCAGAAAGAUGAAGUGAUGAAACAGAAUCUAGUCUAUUAUCAAUAUCACAAAGACAAAUGGGGACUCACAGAUGAAGACUUCCAGCCUAGGCCCGAAGCAGUUAGGUACUACAACAUAACAACACUUCAGAAAGAAAUGUAUGAAUUUGCCAAAGAACAUGUAAUGGAUGAUGAUGAAGGUGAAGUACUAGAAUACCUCGAUGAACUCUUGACAGUGGAUAGUGGAACACAGUGACUCUGAACAACAGAAAGACACAUGUUUUAAAAAAUAAAUACCCACCGUUGCUCCUUUAUAUUUCAUGCAUCACUUUUAGCUCAGGAGUUAGAAAUACCUCAGAUCUUUUCAAAGCUUGUUCAGAAGACUCCUGGAUCAUCCUGUGAGUACUCCCUACACCAUUAACCAGGAUUUUCUUUUUUAAAAAAAUAUCCUAACCAUUGAAGCAUUAGAAAAUUACCUAGCUUCAUACAUUCUGUUCAUCAAAUGCAUCAUGGCCUGGGUAAAACAGAGGUGCAUCUACACUAUAGAAAUAAUGCAAAACUACAAAUUCUAUAGGAUAGCGCUACAGCUCUUAACAUGGUAUCAAACUGCAUUAUUUCAAUAGUGUUGAUACACCCAGAAACAUGUGGAUAGAAUGCAUGGAUUUUUGUAAGGCACUCUAGCAACCUUCUUUGGCAAAGAUCAGGAUUUUAAAAACCCUGCAAAAAGUCAAAGUAAAUAGGAAAGAUAGGCAUUCUUCUAUAAUUUUGGAAGGAUGCUAUAUUUAUAUAUAACAUUUUUUUAAAAAAAAAAAUUGGAUUAAAAAUAAACCUUUCAGCUGCUAUUACUUAGUACUGAGGCUACAUUCCUCUGUAUACCUGGCUGAGAGUCAGCACCAUUGAGCUUCUUGGGACAUAUUUCUGGGCAGACAUUGUGUGUACAGAAUUGCACUGUAAACUGGUAAGACAUUGCUUGGAGAAAAUAGAUGGACAUUCAUGACUAAUUUAUCUGAUACUAUCAUAUCAAGAUUUUUUCCAGUACCUUGUGUACAUUUAUUAGGGGAACUGGUAAUAUUUGGGGAUAUAUUUAGUAAGAACCGAAACUUGUUUGUAUCCUGCAUUCACUUUUGAAAGAAAAUGCAGUGUAACUGAAUUUGAGAAAAGUAGCUGAGUCAAAAACAAUUUGUCUGUUUGCCAGGAGCAACUUUUGGAGAAGCUAAUUUGUGGUUCUUCAUUUCACAAAAUGUCCAGAAUCCAAACACAUGGAUCUUGUCUAUGACAAGUACUGUGAGUAAUGCUGUAAUCAGUUAGAAUAAUAGAAUUGUAGAGAUGGAAGAGACCACAAGAGCCAUCCAGUCCAAACCCCUCCUGUGCAGAAAUACACAAUCAAAACACUCCUGACAGAUGGCCAUCCAGCCUCUGUUUAAAUACCUCAAAAAAGACUCCACCACACUCUGAAUUCCACUGUUUAACACCUCUUUCUAUCAGGAAGUUCUUCCUAAUGUUUAGGAGGAAUCUCUUUUCCUGGUGGCUCGGUGAGUAAUUAAUCCACCCACUCACCCACCAAACAUGUAAUAUCUUUCCAGUCCCUGCAACCCACCCACCCACAUUCACUUGGGAGACUAGUAAUAAAGUAUACAUACACGCAUUGGUCCUAUUAGAAGUCAAAAUCUGUGAAGGAUUAGUUCAGAUGAAGCCACCUUGUAUUUCAUUGAAAUCCUGUGUUUGGUCCAAACCACACUGCAGAAAUAAUCAAGUUUGAGACGGCUUUAACUGCCCUGGCUCAAUGCUAGGGAAUGCUGGGAAUGGUAGUAGUUUUAGGAG
Messenger RNA from Sceloporus undulatus (fence lizard), 2962 nucleotides. RefSeq names its product cartilage associated protein (gene CRTAP). The transcript has 7 exons. NCBI's taxonomy places the organism in Eukaryota, Metazoa, Chordata, Lepidosauria, Squamata, Phrynosomatidae. The record is from RefSeq and is a predicted model, not a curated record. Gene Ontology annotation, biological process: collagen fibril organization; peptidyl-proline hydroxylation to 3-hydroxy-L-proline. Gene Ontology annotation, cellular component: endoplasmic reticulum. Bases 174 to 1397 code for a protein of 407 amino acids. Gene Ontology annotation, molecular function: collagen binding; protein binding.